Molecule: messenger RNA, 1308 nt
Organism: Fonsecaea nubica
Lineage: Eukaryota; Fungi; Ascomycota; Eurotiomycetes; Chaetothyriales; Herpotrichiellaceae
Exons: 3
Coding region: 1-1308 (435 amino acids)
Biological process (GO): glycoprotein catabolic process; protein deglycosylation; protein quality control for misfolded or incompletely synthesized proteins
Cellular component (GO): cytosol; nucleus
Molecular function (GO): peptide-N4-(N-acetyl-beta-glucosaminyl)asparagine amidase activity
Source: RefSeq, a predicted model, not a curated record
AUGGCGGGGAACGCGCGGCCGCGCAUCCUCGACGAUGAGUUCGACUUCAAUGCCGCCGACCUGUCUAAACAAUUCGAGCAGUUGCUACGCACGAGGAGGUUAAACGAACUCGAGGAACAAGCCAGGACUCCUCGUUCUGCUUCUCCCCAUCUCGCACCUCCUACCUCAUCACACACCGCACACCCUCCGAACUCCGCACCACCGUCCAUUGCUCCCAGUUCUCGCUCGUCGCAACACCAACCACCCACAUAUACCUCGUUUCGCAGUUAUCCUAUCGUGCCGUCUCCUCCCCAAGAUGGCCCGUCGCUCAAGUUCAGAAAUCUCCUCCUGACCUUGUCCAUGACCCCCGUCAAAUAUGAAAACCCCGGCCUUCUAGACGAGGCGUUAACCCACGUCCCAAUUGAUCGAAUAUACGCCGAGGCGGAAGAGGAACAUAAUUUGCUGAAGGCUCUCGCUGCCUCCAAAGGUGAUAAUGUCAAACCAGAAUGGGGUUACCAGGACUGUGUCAUCAGGUCGCUUCUUAGGUGGUUCAAGCGAUCGUUUUUCACAUUCGUAAACAAUCCUGCCUGCACACGAUGUCAUGGUGCUACAAUAGCCCGAGGUCAGACACCCACCACGCCCGACGAAGUGGCCCGUGGAGCUACGAGAACCGAGCUGUACCAGUGUACGAAUCCUGGGUGCCAGGCCUUUGAAAGGUUUCCGCGGUACUCAGAGGUCUGGACCUUGCUUGAGACUCGACGCGGACGGGCUGGAGAGUUCGCCAACUGUUUCAGUAUGUUGUGUCGUGCUGCGGGAGCUCGAGUACGAUGGGUGUGGAAUAGUGAAGACCACGUCUGGACCGAGGUGUAUAGCGAGCAUCAACGGAGAUGGAUCCACGUUGACCCUUGUGAGGAGAUGUGGGAUAACCCCAGGGUAUAUACUGAAGGCUGGAAUCGCAAGAUUGCCUACUGUAUCGCCUUCUCCAAUGAUGGAGCCACCGAUGUCACCCGUCGAUAUGUGCGCAAUUCCCGUUACCACCUUCCUCGAACUCGCUGCUCCGAAGAGGUAUUGCUUUGGAUCAUGCACGAGAUCCGCAAAAUUCGACGGGAGAACAUGGACAAGCAUGUUAGGAACCAGUUGAUGCGCGAAGACGAAAGAGAGGAGCGGGAGCUUCGCAGUUAUGUGGCCCAAUCCUUGGCCAGCGACAUGAUCAACUCAAUACCCGGCCAUGUCAACGGCGAACGACCCGACGAAGUGAAGCAUCCGGUCGACAGACCACAAGAGGUCCAAUGGUCUCAGCAACAGAUGGAUCAGUCAGGCCAACGGUAG